Drosophila innubila is the source of this 627-nucleotide messenger RNA. RefSeq lists its product as uncharacterized. The record is from RefSeq and is a predicted model, not a curated record. Gene Ontology annotation, cellular component: extracellular region. The transcript has 3 exons. Bases 6 to 539 code for a protein of 177 amino acids. Gene Ontology annotation, molecular function: chitin binding. NCBI's taxonomy places the organism in Eukaryota, Metazoa, Arthropoda, Insecta, Diptera, Drosophilidae.
AAGCAAUGUGGCAGCUACUGAGGAUGCUGGCAACGUUGUUGUUGCUGCUUGGGGCAGCGUUAUCGAUUGAAGUGCAGAAAUUUGGACACCUGUUUAAUCCACCGCAAUCGGAGCAUCAUGCACGCCACGAGGAUAAACAGGAUUUGAAUAAAAUACCUGGAGUAGCUGGUGUGGAUUAUCCGAUUUAUCACGAAGUGCCGCACACGCAAUUCAGUUGCCACAAUGUGCCCGCUGUGCCCGGCAUGUAUGCCAAUGUGGAGACCGGCUGUCAGGCCUAUCACGUCUGUCACGACGGACGCGAGGGACACCAGGGUGCGUCAUUUUUAUGCACAAAUGGUACCAUAUUCAAUCAAAAGGAAUUCGCCUGCGAUUGGUGGUACAAUGUCAAAUGCGAGGAAGCUAUCAGCCUAUAUCACCUCAAUGCCGAUCCGGAACACAAUCCGUAUGUGCCAAAGAAGAAACCCGAGUUGGAACACGAUCCACAUUAUGGCGCUACAAACGAUCCACAUCAUGGCGCUGAUUUUCUGAUACAUGCUUAAAUUGCACAAUAACACUUCACAUGCACUAUUUAAUUGGUUUUCUUCAUUUCACUGCAAUAAAUUUGUUCUUUAGUUCUGUUAAAUCGAA